AUGCCCUCAUCUAAGCCAUCAUCCAAGACUUACGUCCAGGUCUGGACAUGCUGCAUUUGCGGUGACUCUGGAAUGACCACGAGAAUCGACUACUGCCCGGCAUGCCACAACAUUCGUUGCAGCCGUUGCCCGGUUCAGACUACCAGAGUGCGAUAG
This is a messenger RNA of Colletotrichum godetiae, 156 nucleotides long. RefSeq lists its product as uncharacterized. The record is from RefSeq and is a predicted model, not a curated record. The transcript has 2 exons. Lineage: Eukaryota; Fungi; Ascomycota; Sordariomycetes; Glomerellales; Glomerellaceae. The coding region runs from base 1 to 156 and encodes 51 amino acids.